AUGGCUCGCAAGAAGAAGGCGAUUGACCACAUGGUCAAUCGCAUGAGCAAAGUGCGUCUCGUCGAUGAGCAGGCCGCUUUAGCUGCGCCACCCAAACAGCCGGAGCGCCGUAAAGACUCGGGCAGUAAGGACGAGGAAGAGGUCGAGCGCCAGCCCUUCCGCUUCUUCGAUCUCCCCUACGAGCUGCGAUUGCGCGUGUACGAGGAACUCCUCAUCUUCCCUAAGACCAUCGACCUCGACCCGUCCAACUACUGCACCGUCGCCCCAGCCCUCCGCCUCUUCCUCGCAAGCCAGCGCAUGCACGACGAAGCAGCCCGCGUCUUCUACGGCAGCAACACCUUCCGCGUCUUCCCCAUCCACGGCCGCUACAUCAACCGCAAGCACCCGCUCCUUGCAUGGUUCCCCCGCAAAUACCGCGUCCUCCUCACCCGCCUCGAACUGCGUCUAGGCCCCGGCUUCACGAAACCGCCGAAAUGCUGGGUCGUAGAUAGCCGCCUCGGCCUCGCAGUCGUGAAAAAGGUAUACCUGCUCAAGAUCUUUGUAGAAAUCGAUCCUGCAUCCGAUGCCGUAUUCGAGGGCUUCCGUGUUGGCAAUAAUUUCUACACAGAAUACUGUGUCGGCUUGCUGAGAGGCUUGCUCGCACAGGUCCCCUCGAUCAAUGAUGUAGAGUUUGAUGCGUAUCCCAGUGUGUCCAAGUCGAGUCCGUUGUUGGCGGGCUUGAUCGAGGAGACGAGGCUGAAUCAGAAGCAUAUUGCUUGGGGCCCUGAGAGGGGUUGGGAUAAGAUUGUUGAUGUUGAUUUGGCGAAUGUGAUGCAGAAAAUGGGGCUUUAG
Messenger RNA from Bipolaris zeicola 26-R-13, 831 nucleotides. RefSeq lists its product as uncharacterized. The record is from RefSeq and is a predicted model, not a curated record. NCBI's taxonomy places the organism in Eukaryota, Fungi, Ascomycota, Dothideomycetes, Pleosporales, Pleosporaceae. The transcript has a single exon. Bases 1 to 831 code for a protein of 276 amino acids.